This is a messenger RNA of Bubalus bubalis (water buffalo), 3068 nucleotides long. RefSeq names its product ubiquitin conjugating enzyme E2 Q2 (gene UBE2Q2). Gene Ontology annotation, molecular function: protein binding. Bases 306 to 1439 code for a protein of 377 amino acids. The transcript is spliced from 13 exons. Lineage: Eukaryota; Metazoa; Chordata; Mammalia; Artiodactyla; Bovidae. The record is from RefSeq and is a predicted model, not a curated record.
AGCCCUUUCCCAGGCGGUAGCGGGGGUGGUGUCGCUGUUGCCCUUUUAAGCCACGGGGCCGCCGCCUCCUGCCGGUGGAGUCAGUUACAAAGGGAGCAGCCGCCCAGGCCGCCGCACCGCCGCUCGUUGAGGCCUCGGUGUCUCUCGCCAUUUUCCAGCCCCGAUCCGACGCGGGCCGCGGCGGCGAGGAGAGGCGGAGCCGCGAGAGCGCGGCCCGGGCCGGCCCCGCGGGGCGGUCGCGGCCGUGACGGCGGCUCCGGGCCCGGCUCCCCUUCCGCACCCCUCCCGCCGGAGAUGAGGGGAAGAUGUCCGUAUCAGGGCUCAAGGCCGAGCUGAAGUUCCUGGCGUCCAUCUUCGACAAGAACCACGAGCGAUUCCGCAUCGUCAGCUGGAAGCUGGACGAACUGCAUUGCCAGUUCCUGGUGCCGCCACCGGCGCCGCCGGGCAGCCCGCACUCCCCGCCGCCGCCGCUCACACUCCACUGCAACAUCACGGAAUCUUAUCCAUCUUCUUCACCAAUAUGGUUUGUGGACUCUGAUGAUCCAAAUCUGACUUCAGUUCUGGAACGUCUCGAAGACACUAAGAACAACAAUUCGCUUCGUCAGCAGUUGAAGUGGUUGAUAUGUGAACUCUGCAGAUUAUAUAACCUUCCUAAGCACCUGGAUGUUGAGAUGCUAGAUCAACCACUACCCACGGGUCAGAAUGGGACAACAGAAGACGUGACUUCAGAAGAGGAGGAAGAGGAAGAGAUGGCUGAAGAUAUAGAAGACUUGGAUCAUUAUGAGAUGAAGGAAGAAGAGCCUAUUAGUGGGAAAAAGUCAGAGGAUGAAGGAAUUGAAAAAGAAAAUUUGGCAAUAUUAGAGAAAAUUAGGAAGACUCAAAGGCAAGACCAUCUAAAUGGUGCAGUGUCUGGGUCUGUACAAGCUUCAGAUAGACUUAUGAAAGAGCUCAGGGACAUAUACAGAUCACAGAGUUAUAAAACAGGGAUUUAUUCAGUGGAACUCAUAAAUGACAGUUUAUAUGACUGGCAUGUUAAACUGCAGAAGGUGGAUCCUGAUAGUCCUUUGCACAGUGAUCUUCAGAUUUUAAAAGAAAAAGAAGGCAUAGAAUAUAUUUUGCUUAACUUCUCUUUUAAGGAUAACUUUCCAUUUGAUCCUCCAUUUGUUCGAGUGGUAUUACCUGUUCUCUCAGGAGGGUACGUGUUGGGUGGUGGAGCACUGUGCAUGGAACUACUCACAAAACAGGGCUGGAGCAGUGCCUAUUCAAUAGAAUCGGUCAUCAUGCAGAUCAAUGCCACCUUAGUUAAAGGCAAAGCCAGAGUGCAGUUUGGAGCAAAUAAGAAUCAAUAUAAUCUAGCAAGAGCCCAGCAAUCUUAUAAUUCCAUUGUACAGAUACAUGAGAAAAAUGGCUGGUACACCCCUCCAAAGGAAGAUGGCUAAAUGUGUUGACUUUGUAUGCUUGGACCAGUGUUGCUUUAAAGAAAAUCUUUCCAACAUGCAGACAUAAGCUUUGAGUGCCCCUAUAACAGCAGUACCGAAGAUGUUAGCUAAUAGAUAUUUUAGUGGAUAAUCUGUCAACUGAUCCAGUAUAAGUUACAGCCUUUCCAUUUUUCUCAUUUUAGGUAUCUUGGACUGAGCAGUGGGGCCUUUACUGUAUUUUUUCUGAUAAAUACACAUACUGGCCACUCCUAAUCAUCUCUCUCUUAAAGGUGAAAUGUCUUAAGCAGACAAGUCAGCAUCAGGUUACUGAAGUUAUGACUUGAGGGCAAAUUUCCCAUUUUUGAGCUCGUGUGUUAUGAGGAUUUACAAUAUAUUGUUCCAUUAAAGCCAAUAAAGUUUAAUCAAUGUUUAAUAUUGGUUUAGAAAAUUUAAGGUGUUCUGAAUCACAGUAGCUUUUUCAGGUUAAAACUAUUUUAUGAUAUUGCCAAAAUAAUGACAGGAAAUGUACUUGUUAAACUGUUAAACUUUUUUUUUUUUUAAUGGCUAUGAAGAUCUGAACUAUCUCCCGAAGAUUUGCUCUUAAUUGAGUUGAACUUUUUAGGCAGAGCAAAGCAAGGCUGUGUCAAUUCAGCUUGUACGUAGUAAUUUCCACUGGGGCAUCAGAGUCUUGCUGAGCUGAAUCUGCUUCUUGUUGGUUCAAUAUUUCUUAUGAAGAAGAGCUUGAAGUAUAGAGCUUGAAUUAUUUAAAAUACUAAGUCAUUCUACGUUUCCAUUUUAUUAACGGGAUGUUGCAAUCAGUUGUAAACUAAUAAUCUUAUAAAGUGAUUGGCACAAAGACUUCUUGAACAAAACUGCAGUUAAGUACAAAAAGUAUCUAAUUUGGAGACUUAAAUUUUUUCUAUAGUCAUAAUAAUGGCUUUUACAUUGAAAGACUAAUAGGAAUUCUACAUAUAUUAAUUCUUUUAUAAAAUCUAGACUCAAAUCAGUGUACUCUCCAUUUUAUUGCCUUACCUGAAUUAGUCCUGUUGGGUUGGUAAUAGAUUUUUUUUUUUAAUAUACCCAAAUUUGACUUAAAAGUAAACUCUAGUUAUUAAGCACUUUUAAAAAGAAACCCAGAAGCACAUUUUUUUCUGCACAAACCAGUUACAAAGUUCAAAAGUGUGUCUUAUGCUUUAAGACUCAGUUUUUAACUUUGUAAACCACAUCUGAAAGACUUGGCACUUCUGCAUUAUUGUGUUUAAUUUCUUUUCCUUCUUUUCUUCUUCUUCUUCCUUUUUUUUUUUUUCCUAUUUUGGUUAAGAGGAUAGUGGAAAAAGAUUUUCUGGCAUUCUUGUUCACUUGGUUAAUUUGUAUACAAUUCGGAUUGCCAGUUGCUCAGAUAACAAGUGACAAGGCAAAAUUCUUUAAAGCAUUAAAGUUCCUUAAACCUAAGGCUAAAUCUUGAAUACAUUAUUGAAUUCUUUAAUAUCCUGAUGGCUAGCAGAUUGACAGCUGCACAUUUGGCAUGCUUUGGUUUUUGGUUUGGGGGGGGUUUGGACUUUAUUUUUCAUUGCAGAUUUAUUUGGCAAUGUACAGUAAAUUUUGUAAACUUGCAUCAAGUUUAUGAAUAAAGAACCAUUUAAAAAAUAA